Phasianus colchicus (ring-necked pheasant) is the source of this 6675-nucleotide messenger RNA. NCBI's taxonomy places the organism in Eukaryota, Metazoa, Chordata, Aves, Galliformes, Phasianidae. The record is from RefSeq and is a predicted model, not a curated record.
AUGAUCCCAAUAGGAGAUAAUGUAUGUCCUGAAUAUAUAUAAAUGAAAUAUGUUUAAAUAAACUCUGAAUUUGUGUUCUGUGUAUGUAUAUCUUAUCACUUUAUUUUUCUAUCCCUCCGUCUGGUUUACAUCCAUGAAAUGCAAUAUAGAAAAGUGCCACAAGCACACACAGAACUGAGAAAAGUACAGUUUGGCAUAUCCAGGGGCAGCGCUCAAUGUCACUGCUUUAUUGUAGACAGAUGAUAGUGAAAUGAGAGAACAUUCUGAUUUGUAAAUGAUGGUUUUUGAAAGGCACGACAAAUGCCAGUAAUCUGCAUUUUGCAGCAUCAGUGCCGUAAAUAGGCACGCUCCCUUGGUUGAACAAAUUUUAAAUUUAUGGUAAGUAUAAGCACACGUCAUUAAUUUUAUAUACUUUAAGUGAUAAUAGCCAGCCUCUGCCAGCAUGCUAAUGUAUGUAAUCUGUUCUUUACAGCCCGAAGCCAGAUACCCUUUUAUUCGCGUGUCCAUACUCUGGUAAAUAAAUUUACACAGAACUGAAGGGGAGGGAGUAGAAAGAAAACAUUCCUUGUGCUGUCGCUGCCCCUCGGAUAUCCGAUUGUGUAAAGCGUGUGUCGGGUGGCGGUCCGUCCUGUCCCGCAGCUCCGAGCGGAGUGGGAGGGUCACGCUGCGUGAGACUGAUAAGGGCAGCGCUGCAUCCCCUCACCGCGCUCCAGAGACGCUCCGCAACUCCUCUGCACGCAGCAGCCUGGGCAUGUCUGUACUGCUGGGGGACGAGCUGGAAUAGAAACUAAAGAUUUGUAGCUGAUUGUUCACAUGUGUCCGGGGGGAGAUGAAGCGCAUUGGAUCCAGCACAGUUUGGCUUUGCAUGGCAGUCAUCCUGCUUCUCCCUGCUUCUACUGCUGUGGCUGUCAGUGACCAGACAGGUUCUGGAUGUCCUUUAAUGAAAACAGCUAUUCAUCAUCUCAAACAAAUCAACAGAGACAGUCUUGGUGUUUCAGGGUUUGAUCUCACAGAAAGCUUUUCUUUGCGACAAACGUCUUGUGGAGGGAUAAAAGUCUGCUUUAAACUGGGAAGCGCUCCUCUCAUCAGAGAAACGAAGCAAGUAUUUCCACAUGGGCUACCUGAAGAAUACUCUCUAGUUGCUACAUUCCGGAUACGACGAAAUACCAAGAAAGAGCGUUGGUAUAUAUGGCAAGUCUUAAAUCGACACGAUACUCCCGAGAUCUCUGUGCUUCUGGAUGGUUCAAAAAAGGUUGUGGAGUAUAUGACCAAAUCUGCUCAGGGGAAUAUACUACAUUACACUUUUAAGAGUCGAGAAAUUUAUCCAUUGUUCGAUCGGCAGUGGCAUAAACUUGGUAUUAGCGUGCAGUCGGGGAUCAUUUCCCUCUAUUUGGAUUGUAAUUUAAUUGAGAGAAAGCAGACUGAUGAAAAAUUCACCAUUGACUUUCAGGGAAGGACUCUGAUUGCUUCUCGUGCUGCAGAUGAUAAGCCUGUGGAUAUUGAACUUUACCGCAUAACAGUUUAUUGUAAUCCAAAAGUUGCAACAGAAGAUAACUGUUGUGAAAUAUCUGCAGACCUGUGCCCACAUGAGGACAGAUUACUUGCUACUACUUCAUCACCAGUGUCUGUUCAUGCCAGCAAAAUAUACACUCUUCCAGGAACACAGCAAGAAUCAAGAGACAGAUGCCACUGCUUUCCAACUAAAGGCGAAGCAGGAUUACCAGGAGUUCCUGGUUUGCCAGGCCAGAAAGGGCAUAAAGGUGAAAAGGGUGAGAUGGGUGCAAAAGGACAGGAUGGUGCUGCUGGUCUUCCUGGUGAAAAGGGGGACACUGGCUUAGCGGGUGCUCCUGGCAUACCUGGUCUUACUGGUUCCAAGGGUGAACAUGGCCUUCCUGGUAGUAAAGGUGAAGAAGGUGAAAAGGGUGAAAAAGGAGAAAAAGGAGAACCAGGACCAGAAGGCAUUCAUGGAAGAGAGGGACUAAAAGGUGACCCUGGUAGUCCUGGUGUGGCUGGUCCUAAAGGAGAAAAGGGAGAAGCAGGACCUCCAGGACCAACCGCCUUAAGUGGUUUGCCAGGGCUGGAGGGUCCCCAAGGUCCACCUGGCAAAGAAGGUCAAAGGGGAAGAAGAGGCAAGCCAGGCCUCCCUGGAAAACCAGGACCGCCGGGACCUCCCGGCCCUUCUGUACUAGAAGGAAUUCUGGAUUCAUUGAACAAACAUUAUAAUGAGAGUGAUACAAGACUAAUAGGAUUACUUGGGACCCCUGGAUCUGAAGGCCAAAAGGGAGAAAUUGGUCAGAAAGGAGAAAUAGGAAUGCCAGGUGCAAAAGGUGAAAAGGGAGAAAAGGGGUACAAGGGAGAUCCAGGAGAAAUUGGAAUGGAGGGAUCAAAAGGAAAUAAGGGUGAAAUGGGAGACCCUGGACCACCUGGUCUCAUCGGAAAUCCAGGAUCUAAGGGACUGCAAGGACCUCCAGGACCUAUAGGACCCAGGGGAGAGCCAGGAGAAGUUGGCUUACCAGGAGAGCAUGGGUUGCCAGGAAUGCCCGGAGUUAAAGGAGAAAAGGGUGACCCUGGUGGAAUCAUGGGACCUCCUGGACACCCAGGUCCAAAAGGUGAGGUGGGGCCUCCUGGACCAAGUCUCCCUGGAAGACCAGGUUCCGCUGGUAUUCCUGGAAACCCAGGUCCACGAGGACCAAAGGGAGAAAGAGGACUGCCUGGUCUACAAGGAGCCCCUGGAGAGACAGGGCCUCCUGGAAUAGGCAUUCAGGGAUCACCAGGUCCUAUAGGGCCAACUGGAUCUACAGGCAUCCAGGGCCCUAGAGGGCCUCCAGGAUUACCAGGAACUCCAGGUACCCCCGGUAUUAAUGGCACUCCAGGAAGAGAUGGAAAGCCAGGACUACCAGGCCCUCCAGGCGAUCCAAUUGCGCUGCCACUAGUGGGAGACAUGGGUACUAUACUGAAGGGUGAUCCAGGCACAAGAGGUCCUCCAGGCAUCCCUGGCAGAGAGGGGCCAAAGGGAAGCAAAGGUGAACGUGGAUUUCCUGGACUUGCUGGAGAGAAGGGUGAUGAGGGCCUUCAAGGUGUUCCUGGACUGCCUGGUGUACCAGGACCCAGUGGACCAUCUGGAGUCAUGGGAAGACCUGGGCAUCCUGGUCCUGCUGGGUCAAAAGGUGAAAAGGGUAGUGAAGGCUCUCCAGGGAAGCCUGGACCACCUGGACCUCCGGGUGUGCCUUACAAUGAAAGAAAUGGAAUGAGCAGCUUAUAUAAACUCCAGGGAGGUGCAAGUGUCACAAGUUAUCCGGGUCCACCAGGACCUCCAGGUCCAAAAGGAGAUCCUGGCACAGUGGGUGACCCAGGACCAAUGGGAUUACCAGGUCUAGAAGGACUCCCAGGGGAAAAGGGUGACCGUGGACCAGCUGGCACACCAGGAGUAGCAGGGAUACCAGGAAAGCCAGGAUCUCCAGGGUCCCCAGGGUUGCCAGGAGAACCUGGUGAAAGAGGACCCAUAGGAGAUACAGGCUUCCCUGGGCCAGAAGGACCACAGGGAAAACCAGGAAUCAAUGGAAAAGAUGGACUGCCAGGUCCUCCGGGUGCUGUGGGGAGACCAGGAGACCGAGGGCCCAAAGGAGAACGUGGAGAUCAGGGUAUUCCAGGAGACAAAGGUCCACAAGGUGAAAGAGGGAAGCCUGGCCCAUCAGGAGAAAAGGGGGCCAUGGGGCCUAUUGGGCCACCAGGAGACAGAGGCCAUCCAGGAUCACCAGGUCAUCAAGGUCCUCCAGGUUCACCAGGCCCCCCGGGUUUCUUGACUGAUACAGUCUCACUUGAAGAACUAAAAAAAUAUAUCAAACAAGAGGUUCUUAAGGUUUUUGAAGAAAGAAUGGCUCAGUUUAUGUCCCAGUUGAAGCUGCCUGCUGCAUUGCUUGCCUCCCAGGCUCAUGGGAAACCAGGACCCCCAGGAAAAGAUGGCUUACCAGGGCCCCCAGGAAAGGAUGGCUUACCAGGACCACCUGGGGAACGUGGGAUUCAAGUUUGGUCUGCUCUGGAGUCAGAGCAAGUCAGACUGGAAUGAAGAACAUGAAAGCAAAACUGAAGAUGUGUGGAUCCUAAAGCUAUCAGAAGAAUAAGGACUUACUAACACUGAUAAGCGCAAACCCCUGACAGAAGCUCAGAAUGAGAAGAACAAGAAUAAAGGAUCAAGGAAAACAGUAAAAGGGUUAGAAUCUUACAACACUGACUUCAUCAUUAACUGAAUAUUCAGAUCACUGUAAACAGUAGACUUUAAUGUCAGUGGCAGAUUUAUCAGUGAUAAUGUAUGCGGUGAAUAGUCUCAGAUGCUUCUGGGAAGUAGAACAUUGUACUGGGCUUCAUUUCCAGCUAGUGAGUAUCAAGAGUAAAGAUGAUAGCUAUGCUUGAAAAAAAAAAGAAAAUAAAGCUGCUUUUUUGUGCCUUGUGCUUAAGUAAAGGUAGUACACAGAAUUCCCAUUUCUUUUAUCAAUAUACUCAAUACUCUUUACGUUACUAAGAGUUAAACUAAGUGAGAAGCAUUUACCUCUCUUUUUCUAUAAUUAUAAAAGAAAAUUACUUUUUUCCAUUUGAUAUAUCAAAAGAUAUAUGAAACUGUACUGCAAAGAAGAAAAGAAAACCAAAAUUUUGUCUUGCCUUCUUAUUACACUAUGAAUAAGAGAGCUUACCGUGAGAGAAGCACACUUACAAAUACAGUUCAUGCAUUUCCCAGUAGUGCCUGUGCGUGUCGUUGUUACCACCAACAGCUAAAAGAAUUUCACAUCUCUGAGCAGACUGAAAAGCAUCCUUGCAUAUUUCAGUUCAUUUUCAGCCACAAAGGACAAAGCAGACAAGACUGUGUUACAGGAACUUGUUCAACUGACUGCAGUUGUUUAACUGGAUAUUUAAACCCUAAUUAUAUGUUAAUUACAGUCCUUUACAGAAAACUUCCUUGUGAGAGUUUUGCAGCCCAGAGAUACAUAUUGUCUUUUAUGUUAAUAUGGUGCUUUUUCUCAAACAAAAUAAAUGUUCAGCCUAAUUAAGCUUCACUAUUUCUAUUAAAAUAGCACCAAGGAAUUGAACAUCCCCACUCAGGAAAGAAAAAUACUGUCUGAUAAAUAGUGAAAAUUCCUUGUCUUUAUUGUUGACCCCUGUUAUAAAAUGUUUCUAUUUUAAUAUAGUUAUUAACUUAUAUGUUGGAAGCAUCUAGAAACUGUGGUUGACAUCAUGAACCCCUUGUAGUGGAUGUUGUCCAGGCACAGUCGUUCUUCUGAAAUAGCUGCACUGGUUUAACCUGUUACCUCCUGUAAACUGCUUUUUGUUUUGUAGGGUGAAGUUAACUUGGUUUACUUUGACUAGACAUUCAGUUGCUACCUCUCAGCUGCAAGGUUGCUUUGCAGUUUUUUGCUUUUAAGAUUGCAGUGAUAUGCAGAGUAUUUGUGUAAUACUGUGGAUACUUCAGAACCGUUGUUCUUUGUCACAUUAGUGUGUUUGCUUUUGUUUGCAUCAAAAAAACAAUGAUUUCUCUAGAUACUGGCAUGCUGGUUUCAGCUAUCUGUAGAACAAGGUCUCAGUAAUGUAGUUAGAACACUUUUGGAGUUGUUUAAAUGGGAUGGCUUUUUACUUCCCUAACACAUAGACACAAACUUGCAUCAUUUCCAAGUAAAGCUGAGGGUGUUACAACAGUGACGUUCUGACGCUCAGAUUCGUAGUUCUGUUAUCACUGAACCAAAAGCUCUAUUUUAGCAGUGGCCACUCAAUCUAUGAACAGAAGGAGAAUGCUUCUCUCUUAAAAUACAUCCUUGCUACGUACUACUACCAAGUGUUUACCAUAUUACCCAUCCUGGGUACAUGUUUACAUGCAACUUUUGUGUUGCAGAAAUUAUAACAAAACUUCUAGAACCUAAGUGAAAGGCUUUGCUAAAAUCUUUUGAAUUGAGCAGUUCCUCUUACUGGAAUUGUAAUUCUACCAAUAAAAAUAGACAUGUGCCUUUAUGUUAAAAAAAAAUAAAUCAAAAUCUAAUUUAAGUGUUUGGUAAUAUUUUUCUUUAACUAUGUAUGAGUUUGUCGUUUUAAGCUCAGAGAGAAGGUGAUAUUACUUCUAGAAGAGUAAUCAUGGACCUAGUUCUGAGCAAAUAUACCUCAUUUAAAAUCCAGUAUUUUACUGCUAAGGUUACAUAUUGCAUUGUUAGACUGUUUAAGUGCAGGCCUGUUUACUGAUAUGCUUAUAUUUUGUUAAAUAAAGCCUUAUUUUUAGAAAACAUACCUGGAAAUUUUGUAUUAACUUCCAGUGUCAACAGAACAUCUGCCAGUAUGUACCACCUACAACUUUCAUAUGUAUGCAGAUACAGCCAGUAAUUGUUUACACUACCCUUGUUCAUACAUUUGCAUAGUUAGGCUGCUGUUUGUACUACUUUUUUUUUCUUAUUGUCUUGAAUUCCAUUGAUGUUUGCAGAAACUUUUGAUCUAUCUCAAUCUCUUUUCAACUGCAUUGUGUCAGAUAUCUACAGUAAUGGUUAUCAUGGACUUUGUAAAUGUGAUGCAUCGUAAAUGUGAUUUCUCUCUUUUUCCCAAAACGAUGAUUAGUGACAGCACUACUUUGUAAAAGUACAAUUAACUGGGUUUGUAGCGAGAAAUGUACUGUAAUUAUCUAUUGUAAACUAAGAAAUACAGAGA